Molecule: messenger RNA, 8829 nt
Organism: Anthonomus grandis grandis
Lineage: Eukaryota; Metazoa; Arthropoda; Insecta; Coleoptera; Curculionidae
Product: solute carrier family 22 member 3-like
Exons: 10
Coding region: 7106-8719 (537 amino acids)
Biological process (GO): transmembrane transport
Cellular component (GO): membrane
Molecular function (GO): transmembrane transporter activity
Source: RefSeq, a predicted model, not a curated record
GUUAGGGACAUAUUUGAUGUGAGUUGACACAAAAACAAAGAAUGUAGAAAUGGGCACGAGAAUAUCGAUAUUUCAAAAAAGGUCUGAAGUUAGCACUCAUCCCGGCCAAUUCAACUCACCAGGAAUAUAGAUCAAGCCACGGACACACCUGCCUUCGCUACACCUUUCGGCUAAUUCGCGCUUCAAUCUCACGACCAUUGGCGACACACGCUUUGAAUUGAGUUAAACCUUUUGUGAUAAGAUUGUUUGGAUAACUAUUCCUAACUACUAGACUUAGAUAAUAUGUCUUCGAACUUUAAAUGCUGCAAAAACAAAAACUUCGGCAACUAUGUUUGUAUGGUUUGUCUAGGGGUUUGCCACCCUAGCUGUCUGGAAAGAAAUAACCGUGUAGUGAUUAAUGGAUACAGAAUUCACUGUUCUUCUGAGUAUGCUGCCGAAGCAGAUAACCAGGAACAUCAAAACUCUUUACACAUUCAAAAAAUCAAUGACUUAGAAAUUGUUCUACAGGGAAAGGACUUUCAGCUUCAGCACCAAAAACGUCUCUCAUUUCAAUUUUGCAUUGAUGUACAUGAAGCUUAACAGCAUUAUGAGGACAACAACCACAGAACAAGAUUACAAUGUGGCUCUAAAAAAAAAUGGACAACAUAGUCAGCAUAUUAAACGGUUUAAGCCUUACUUUGACCUUAAAAAUUAAAAAGCUAUUUGAUGAAAAUGAAAAGUGUUUGGAAACCAUUGCAAAUCUUCAAAGUAAACCACAUCAAAAUCAAGCUUCGCCUGAUUCGUUAGAGCUUGUCAUCUCUCAACAAAUAAAAAUCAUGUGCACUGCAGUUUCAUCGAACAUUGAGUCGCACAUGGUAAAGCUCUCUGAAUUACUGAAUACUGGCUUUGCUGAUGUCGUACAUAAUCAGAUUGACAAACUAUCAAAUGACAUUAAAUUUCUUAAAGAAUCUAAUGCUGAAAUGGUUCGUUUGUAUACGCCUGCUAUAGCUCCCACGUCGUCCGUCCGACACCAUCAAGUUGUCCCCGCUCAAAAUGCACCUGUUAACAACAUCAGCUCUAAUCAUAGUCAGCAAAACCCUAAAAUAUUCAGAUCUCCGCGUGCCUCCAGCAGCAAUACACGCCUUUUUGUUAACUCUGUCCAAUCAACUGAAAAGAGCAUAACAAAUAUGAUCUUAAUACUCUUAAAAGAGCAAGAGUAAACGACUUAGGCAACAGACCUGAGAAUAAGCAAAGAAUCAUUUGUGACGGACCACCAAAACCUAGUCUCCAUGUGGCUAAUCCAUUAAUAAGAAAAGAUGUUAAAAUUUCUUUCAUCUACCUAUCUAACUUGGAUCGUGACACCUCACCAGACAAUAUUUUGGAUGUACUAGAUCCCAAAUUUAAACAUUUUUAUGGUGGCACCAAACUGAGAUCAAAGUUUCGAAACCCAAGAAGUUCUCAUUUUAAAUUGGAUGUUCCUAAGGAGUUGAAGUCUCAAUGCCUAAGGAAGAAUUUCUGGCCAGUAGGUUUAUUUUUGUUAUGUAGCCGAAUUUAACACCAAAACUCCAGUUCGCUACGAGUCUCAAACAAAUACAAGAAUUUUUCGGAAUCGCACUUUUUUGCGGACUGUGCCGUAGAUAGAAGUAAGUUUAACACUGUAAAUUAUUGUAACUUUGACAGCUCUGUAGGAUCAACUCCUGACACUAAUGAUAAUACUUCCUCUUCCCUCUUUGACAAUACUAAUGACCACUUCACUCACUCAUCUCUUUAAGCAGCUCUACAGAAUAAUUCACUGAUAAUGGUAAUAAUCAUAUAAUCUCACCAUCUGGCAGUAACAUUUCUCACAGCUCCAGUAGACAAAACCUACUUAAUAUCUACUAUUAAAAUACGGGUGGAAUACGAUCUUUCACAAAUUUUGUUCACACAUCAACUAAUAACGAAUUUAUCUCCUCUGCCAUCUUUGAUAUCUACAGGCAAGACCUAGAUCAAAUAGGAAAGAGGCGGAGGUAUAGUCUUGGCAGUAAACCGAAAAAUAACUUCCUUUCCUCUAAAGUUAACUAACGGUUCUCUGGUAAGUAGCCAGAUAGACUCUCUUACUAACAUCUUCAGUACCUUUGACUUUCCGCAAUACAACAGAGUUAGAAAUGAAAACAAUCCACUGUUAGAUCUUGUCUUAUUUAAUAUGGGUCACUGUGAUGUGACACCGCAUUAAAUACACACACUCCACUCCACGUGAUGCAUUCUAUAAAUGUCUUUUUACAAUAUUAAAUAAAUGGGUUUCCAAGUAAACUCCAAGGCGUAAAAAUGUUUAUCCUCCUUGGUAUAGCAAUAAAAAAUAUAUAUCUGAAAAAUAAAUUACUUUGUAGAGAUAAAAGAUUAAAGGAUUAUACGUCAUACCAAGAGUUUUCUACAUUAAGGACUAACAUAAAAAAUGAUAUCAUAGCAGCACACAAGGAAUAUAUUAAACUAAAAAGCAAAUAAGCGAUGAUCCGAAAUUCUGGACUUCUCCACUUUUACUCGUAUCCCUGUAUGUAUAUUAUGGUUUAUAAUAACGCUCAGAAUAACUCCACUACUGAAUGUGUAAAUGCUUUUGCAGAGCCACUUACUUUUCUUUUCAAUCUUUGUUUGUUAAUUCAAUCUAUUUCUAAGAUCUGGAAGCACUCCAGAGUAAGUCCUAUUUAUAAAAAAUGUAGAGGAUCAAAAAUACAUCAAAAGGAUGUAUGCCACUAACUAUAGACCGAUAACAAUUAUUAACAACUUCGCUAAAUGCUUGGACAUUCUUGUUCAUAAUAGAAUCAUUCAUCAAGUAAAAAAUAAGAUUUCCCCGCAUCAACAUGGCUUUCUCAAAGGACGUUCAACAACAACGAAUCCCGUAAUUACAUAUCAACUGCUCGCGGAAACUUUAGACUCCUCUUCCCAACUAAACAUAUAUAUACUGACGUAUCUAAAGCCUUUGAUAAAUUGGAUCAUGGCAUUUUGUUGGCUGAACUCGAGUCUUUUGGUUUCACUAAUAAUCUCCUUAAGCUUUUAGAAUCAUUGCUUUCAGGACGAUCUUAGUUUGUAUGUGUUUGUCAAGCGACAUCUCUCAACGUCCGGUGUUCCUCAGGGAUCGGUCUUUGAUCCUCUAUUUGUUUGAGAACUUUAUUGAUGAUGUAUGUGGGAAUCCUAAUUUAAUGGUAUUAUUGUAUGCCCAUGACCUCAAGUUUCUCCGCCGUAUUGACUCUUCUGACGACUGUGUCACCUUUCAAGAAGAUUUAGGUUCUCUAAUUACGUGGUGCAAUACAAACAAUCUGAAUAUGAACAUCGACAAAUGUCAAGUUCUUUCUUUCACAUCAAAAACUAAUUCAAUUCUCUCUAACCACUCUAUCAGUUACACAGCGCUAACUAGAUCCAACUUUUUCCGUGACUUGAGGCAUAAUCUCUGAUUCCAACCUAACAUUCACUAAGCACUACGAAACAAUAAUUGCUGAAACAACUAAGGCACUCGGUUUCAGUGCCAGACUUUGUUGCCAGGUUUCGUUGCGAGUUUCAAAAAAUACAGACACUUAAAACAUUAUUCUUUUCAUUUGUUAGAUCGAAAUUAGAGUAUGCCUCAGUUAUUAUAUUCUGGUCUCCAGAAUAUAAUACACACAUUCAACAACCUGAAGGUGUCCAACGAAGAUUUCUAAAGCUCUUAUAUUUCAAAACUCAUGAUGUUUACCCACUCCAAGGAUUUCCAGAAGAUGAUUUGCUGAAAGUUUUUAGUCUGCAAUCACUGUCAACUAGGCGAAGCUAUUUUUUGCAAGUAUUCUUGUUUAAGCUACUAAACGGCCAUGUUGAUUGCCCUACUUUUCUGAAUAAUAUAAACUUCCUGGUUCUCCGCAUACCCCCUCGUAAUAAUCACACCUUUGCCUUACCAAAAGCAAGAACAAAUUAUGUUAUUCCCCAAUUCAUGUAAUGUUCCGAACAUAUAAUACCAAUAAAGAUGCAUUUGACAUCUUUAACACCUCAAUUCCGAAAAUUAAAAAAAAAAACAUUUUAAUGCAAUCUUGUCUGUUCCUAAUUAGUAGUUGUAUUCCCAUUCUCUCGUUCUCUUUCCUCUUCCUUGUGACAGUUUAUUUUUCUUUUUUUGGAUUGUGACGUGAUUUGUCAUGUAUUAUUUUAUUAUUAUUAUUAUUAUUAUUAUUAUUAUUCUUAUUAUUAUUAUUAUUAUUAUUAUUAUUAUUAUUAUUAUUAUUAUUAUUAUUAUUAUUAUUAUUAUUAUUAUUAUUAUUAUAGUUCACGUGUGAUGUUUAUUUUUAAUCUUAUUUUACAAUAUUUUUAGAUAUUGACAAGAGAUCAUACAUUGGCAAUAGCCGAAACGCGUUGAGCAAAUUAAAGUUUUUAUUAUACAGUGGAGAUUUUUUAUUUUCUUACCUUUAAUAGUAGAUGUACUUACAAGCGCCCUUGAAUUCGAAGCUACCAAAAAUCCGAACAGGGGCCAGUCUCGUAUCCGGCAAGUUAUUCCAGGAGAGGACAACUAUGAGGAAUCGGUCAAGCGGAUGAUAACGGAGGCGACUGGAGGACGUAGCCGACAGGACCAGAAGUUGGAGUAUCCAAAAUCUGGCAAGGCAGAUCGAUAUGAAGAGGCGAUCGUCGACCUGCAUUCAGUAAGCCCCAGUAAAAGGUAAAUACCGCCCAGGUCUUUAGCUGCAACAUAGCAACAGUGUUUUCGUCGACGCGUGUGUAGAUGAAUCCUCCACACUAAGCUUCUGGAUACAGGUACGACAAAGACAAUUUUAAAAUCCGAUAUAGUAAAAUCUGCAGCUAAGAUCAAGCCAGCAAAUGUCCAUGGCGAAACAAACGUCACGUUCACCAUAGGAAUUCACAUUUGAACAUCCUGUAAUAGUGAAGACUGAGGAUGAGGUCAUCAUCGGGACUGCGAUAAUGAAGACUAAGGGCUUUGAGUUGAGAUUUGAGAGUAGUGCAGAUAGACGAUGAGAAAGUUGCUAUGCAUCGUAAGAGGGAUUACAGUGUUCGAGUGCUACUUCUGGAGAAAAUUUUCGAAACUUUUUUCGUUCUGGAGGGCCGCAUCAAUAGCAAGACAAUGGACGGUGAAAUAGUCAUGUUUGAAUGAUGAAUGAAUGAGCUGAUGAAUUAGCAGAGCUGGUCGUCGUUGUCGUCGAGCACCGAUCCAAGGCCAGACCAAAAAAGGAGGCUAAAAGAUGAUGUUCAUAAUCUUCACCAGUUGUAAGAUUAUAGUUCAAGUAAGUUGAAUAACGUGAUCAAAAAGAAUAGCUAUCCUCUUCCUCACAUUGAUGACACUUUGAACACCCUGGCUGGAUCGAAGACCUUUUCCAUGCUAGAUUUCCUGCCACUUUUUAAACGGCUGAUGGAAACUGUUUGAGUUUCCAAUUCAAAAGCCGGUUAAUAACUCACCAAUAAGAGAAUUUCUUAUAGGCCAACUUUAACCCUAACAAAACCAUAAUUUAUUAUACUUCUUGGAAACCAUUAUACGAUUAUUUAACGUUUAUGAGAUUUAUAUUUGGCUAUUAAGGGGGGUAAAAAUAGAAAUCAGUUGCUCUUCGCCUUUCAUAAUAUUGGUCACGUCUCUCGUUCUUUUUUUUUAGUCUUACUGAAAUCGGUUGACUCUCGAUCUCCGUUAUUUUCUUGAAUAUCUAGUAUUAAUAUAAUUAGUAAACAUUUUAAGUUAAAAAGUGUUUUAUUGGUCCUUCGUUGAAAAAAUAAGAUUGAGAGUUUGGGGCAUUUGUAUAAGAAAAAACUUAAUAAUAACCAGAACCAGCAAAAGAUCGAAGGUGAAUGCGCUAAUUUGGGAUUAAAUUAACGAUAAUUGAACCAGCGACCAAUCAGAAACGAUUUUAAGAGGACUAUCCCGGAAAGUUUACCUUGUUUACCUUCAUGACAUUAUUGUGGUAGAAAAACCAUUGACCAUGCUGACAAAGAAAGAACGAAAAUUCAAAUUGUCCCAAGAUUGUCAAAAAGCUUUCAAUCAGCUGAAAGAGGCUCUGACAAGCGCACCUAAUCCACCAUCUAGCACCACCAUCCUAAGCUAUCCCCUACCUGAAGAAAAAUUUGUACUAAAUACCGACGCUAACAGUGUGGAUCUAGUAGCUGCGUUGUUCCAAAUCGAGGAUGGCCAAGAAGAAAAAGUAUUUGGCUAUUUUAGUAAGACGCUAUCCAAGCGACAGAGCGUAUCUACUGCGUUACUCGCUGAGAGAUGUUAGCUGUUGUAAAAGCGAUGGAUCACUUCUACAAGUGUGAAUGUCAAGUUAUAUUGGGCACAAUGGAACUGUCUAAUUUUGGAAGAUGAACUCUUACGGGGAAAAAUGGUUAACUACGAGAAUAAGUGAAAUUCACGUUAACAGAUCCAGUUACGAGUUAUGACACUGCGUGUAUAUGUUAUUCGCACAUAUUCGCAAACAAGUUCAACAUUUUCUUAAAAUUCUGACACAUUUACCUUAAUUAAAAUCAUUUAUUUGAAAUUAGUAGUACCUACGAACUACCAGAAGGGAUGAAUUAGGUUUUUCAACAUGUACCUACAUUUAUUAGUGUAAGUGUAAUAAGUAACGAUAUUAAUUGUGUAAAGUUCUUAGAUUUGAUUAAUAAGUUUCAUAUUGCAUAAGUUUCUGCGCUGACACGCAGAUGACAUUUAAAAAAAAAGUAAUGGAUGUUUCUUUUCAAACUUUGAUAUUCGUUUGAGAAGAAAUGCUUAGUAGUUUGCUGAUAUCUGCUCUGUCGCUUCGAUAAAAACUAUUAGAAUAAAGUUACUUAAUCAGUUCAUAUUUUUUUAGAAGUUAGUAACAUUUUAUUUAUAAUACUCAUUACUGAAAAACCACUGCAUAGAAUUAAAUAGGUAGUUAUUUUUCGUUAAAUUAUGGCUACUUACCUAAUUAAUCAAAAUGAGACCAGUGAAAAUUGAAUUGGCUUUGAAUUGAAAACAUACAUGUGCUACUACGCCCAGCAAGAGUCCCCUUCGUGCAAGUGCCAUUAUUUAAUAUUAAAUAUUAGGCGAUGUAAAUUGUUUAAUAGAGGGGCAGCUUUAAGAUUUUUGUCAGUCAAACUCCAAUAUCUUAAUGUUAAUGUAUAUUAUUUAUACUACGAUUAGAAAAUAGUUCGAAUUUUUUUUUGGUAACAAACUUUCUCAAAAAUGAAAGAAACAACUUUAGACAGUUCUUUGGAUAGUAUAUUAAUUAAAUUAGGUGAUUUUGGAAGAUACCAAAAAUAUGUUUUCACUUUAGUAUGUGUAGCAGUUGUUAUGCAUUCUAUGGCUCACAUAGCAUUUGUUUUUAGUGCCAUGGAUAUAGAUUAUAGGUGUAAGAUUCCAGACUGUGAUUUAGCAGAAAGUCAGUAUAACCAGCCAUGGCUGAACAAAGCAAUACCAUUUAAAAAGGGUCGCCCAGAAAAAUGUUUAAUGUAUGUUCCCUCUGCUAUUGAUUCCAAAAAUUGCUCAACAUUUAACAGUGAUGUUAUCGAAAAAUGUGAUCAGUUUGUUUACAGUGAAAUGGAAGACUCUAUUUUAAAAGAAUUCAAUUUACAAUGUGAAAAUAACUUGUGGAAGUUAGCAAUGGUUGGAACGGUUAAUAAUCUUGGGCAAUUCUUUGGCAUGAUGAUUUCUGGAAUUGUAUCAGAUAGGUACGGACGAAAAAUGCAGUUAAUAUGGAGCUUAGUGUUGUGCUCCCUAUGUGGCUGUAUAAAAGCACUUAUGCCUACCUAUGAGUUGUUUCUGAUAUUUGAAUUUUUAGAUGCAGGCUUUGGUUGUGGAAGUUAUAUUUCAGCAUUUAUUAUAGGAGUUGAGCUAGUAGGGCCGAAUAAAAGAGUUCUUACUGGAACUCUUAUAAGUUCCUCCUAUCCAGUUGGAGAAGUUCUUGUUGCCCUUGCUGCUUGGAUGGCAAAGUCUUGGAAGCUUACGUUAUUUAUUUGUUAUAUCCCUCCCUUUGUACUGAUUUCAUACACAUGGUUAAUACCAGAAUCUAUUAGGUGGAAUAUAAGUAAAGGAAGAAUACAUGAUGCAAAAGAUACCUUAAGAAAAAUUGCAAAAGUGAAUGGAACACACAUCUCUGAAAGUGACUUAGCAGUCCUGGAUUCGGCUGUUGCAGAUUUAACUCAUUGUACCAAAACGAGUUUAAAUUCCGAUAGUGUUUUGAUGGCCGCUCUAAAAUCUAAAACAUUAAUGUUCCGAUUUAUGGCUUGUUGUGUAAGUUGGAUGACCUGCACUUUCUUAUUUUAUGGUCUGACAUUUAACUCAGUAUCUCUUGUAGCAGGUAAUAAGUAUUUGGAUUUUAUAUUAACAGCAUUGAUUGAAAUUCCCGCAUAUUUUGUUUGUAACAUAGUCAUAGAAAAGUACGGACGGAAAAAAACUCUUAUUAUUAGUUAUUUACUAACGGGAUCUGUAUGUUUCGCUUUUAUUUUUAUUCCUCCAGCUGCUCGAUGGGAUCGCCUAAUAGUUUAUUUGCUUGGUAAAUUCGGAGCUACAAUGUCAUUUACAACACUCUAUAUAAUUUCUAGUGAAAUGUUUCCCACCAGCUUAAGAAAUUCUUUUAUGGGUACCUGUUCGACGCUCGGUCGUUGUGGUUCUAUGCUGGCACCGCAAACACCCUUACUGGCCACAAUUUGGGAACCAUUACCUCUAAUAAGUUUUGUAGUAAUGUCAGGUAUUGCUGCUGUUUUGACCCUAAUCUUCCCCGAAACCUUACAUAAGAAGUUGCCAGAUACGGUAAAAGAAGCUGAAAAUAUAAAAUUGGCGCCAAUGGUUCAAUAUUAAGAAUAAUUUUAAACUAAUAUAAGGACUGUAGGAUACAUAUGUAUGAUCACAAUUUUAUAAAUAUUUUUGAUACAAUUUUUGUUGAAACAUAUUUUUAUGACUGAUAUAGA